This is a messenger RNA of Austrofundulus limnaeus, 2167 nucleotides long. It is a transcript of the gene tcea1, whose product is annotated as transcription elongation factor A (SII), 1. Lineage: Eukaryota; Metazoa; Chordata; Actinopteri; Cyprinodontiformes; Rivulidae. The transcript has 10 exons. Gene Ontology annotation, biological process: transcription elongation by RNA polymerase II; DNA-templated transcription; positive regulation of transcription by RNA polymerase II. Bases 94 to 1029 code for a protein of 311 amino acids. The record is from RefSeq and is a predicted model, not a curated record. Gene Ontology annotation, cellular component: nucleus. Gene Ontology annotation, molecular function: nucleic acid binding; zinc ion binding.
GCCGCCGAUUUCUCCUUAGUGGCGUGGUCUUUUGUCGCCAAUUUUCCUUUUUCGUUUGCACAUUAUUUUUUCAGUUCCAUUAAAUCUGUCAAAAUGGGCAAGAAGGAGGAAGAGGAGAUUAUCAGAAUCGCGAAGAAGAUGGAUAAAAUGGCGCAGAAGAAAAACGGGGCUGGGGCUUUGGAUUUGUUAAAAGAGUUGCGCAAUGUUCCUAUGACGCUGGAGCUUCUUCAGUCCACCAGAAUUGGAAUGUCAGUCAACGCUAUCCGCAAGCAAAGCGCAGACGAGGAGGUGACAUCUUUAGCCAAAUCAUUGAUCAAAUCAUGGAAAAAGCUUUUGGAUGAGCCCGGAGGUGCAGAGAAAGCUUCAGAGGAGAAGAGGAAAGACCAAACAACGCCUGUUGUCUCCCCCUCACAAGGAAGYCCCGAGGCAAAAGAAGAGAGCAGCUCCAGCAGUAAUUCCAGCAGCAAAAGCGAAUCGUCUGAAGUCGCUCCCAACACAUUAAACACCAGUUUUCCUCGUGCCCCGAUCACCUCUGACUCCAUCAGGCUCAAGUGCAGAGAGAUGCUGACCAGUGCUCUGCAGACCGGAGAUGAUCAUAUUGCUAUUGGUGCUGACUGUGAGGAGCUCGGAGCACAGAUUGAGGAAUUUAUCUUCCAAGAGUUUAAGAACACAGACAUGAAAUACAAGAACCGCGUGCGGAGCCGGAUCUCGAACCUGAAGGAUGUGAAAAACCCUAAUUUAAGGAAGACUGUUCUAUGUGGCAGUGUCACUCCAGAGCGGAUGGCCAAGAUGACAGCAGAGGAAAUGGCCAGUGAYGAGCUGAAGGAAAUGAGGAAGAAUUUGACCAAAGAAGCUGUCAGGGACCACCAGAUGGCCACCACCGGGGGCACUCAGACUGAUCUGUUCACCUGUGGCAAAUGCAAGGGGAAGAACUGCACUUACACACAGGUUCAAACUCGUAGUGCUGAUGAGCCGAUGACCACGUUCGUUUUCUGCCAACAGUGUGGAAAUAGAUGGAAGUUCUGCUGAAUCUGCUGGCGCCAUCCACAGCACUCUGACAAGUAGCAAAAUUCCUGGACCAGGUUGUGUCCGUCUGUAACAGACUGGAGCUUUGUUUUCUGUGGUACAUCGUACUGGACAUCCCAAACAAAGACACCACUGCAGUUACUUUUUAAAAAAAUACCUUGUUCAUAGAUGGAGCUUGUUGUCACUAGCCCUAAUGGCCUCUGUUAAGAUCUUUUACUAUUGUUAUUAGUUGUUUCUCACUGUCAGAUAUAUCCCCCCGAAUCUUGUCUCAUUAUCUUUUAUCUACGUUUUUAUAUGUAGUUUUACGACUUUGGAUUAUGUUUUUGCUUUCCCGGCACAGCUUUGCAUUGUUUUAUUUAAUUUCCCAAUAAAAUGUAAUCCAUUUGAUUAAAAGAGGAGUACGUUUAAUUAUUCGUCUUUUAUGAUGCGCCUUCACUCUCCCCGCUUGUGUAAAUCUUUAACAUUGUGUUAAUGCCUGUAAGGAUCUGAGGGGGGACCAACGUUUUGUGUGAGUGCGUGGGAGGACACUUCAGUAAUUGGUGGAAUAUUCAUCACAUCAAAGUGAAUGCUGAUGUAUGCAUAUUAAUCUGUCUACAGACACGAUAAUGUCAUUGGCUGGAUCAGGGAAGCUGCACGAUUGUUCCCCCUCCUCGCUUUUAUAAUAGCCAGGUGCAGCCACUCUGUGCUGAUGAGCCGCUGUGCCGCUUCUCUGCAACCCAAACCGAACCCAGACCAGUCGCACGGGAAUAAGGGCGCUCAUUUGUCGGGUCAUGACUGAGGAAAGCCCAGUGAGCAGAAACACCAUCGAAGAGUUUCAGUCUGACCCAGGUUCAGACUUUAGUGGUCAGCUCAUGUUUUUAUUUCCUGCACCACUGAUGUUAGGCUGGUCAAUUCUAGCAUCACCUUUUCCUGUCAGAUACUCUUCAAACAACAUUCACAGUUUAAGGACUAAAAAGCUGCUCACAGCUGGUUYACAUUAGCUGGGUUUUGUAUACUAUAUGAGGUGUUUGGGAUAACUUGUCUUUUUUUUUACCUGCAUGUAAAUGUGCUGAUAAUGUUUAUUAGAAAUGCCAGGUCUGUGUUACUCUUGGGAGUUUCCGAUAAUGAUGGUUGAAUAAACUUUACAAUGUAUUUUCAAUAA